Messenger RNA from Frankliniella occidentalis (western flower thrips), 664 nucleotides. RefSeq lists its product as uncharacterized. The record is from RefSeq and is a predicted model, not a curated record. Lineage: Eukaryota; Metazoa; Arthropoda; Insecta; Thysanoptera; Thripidae. The transcript is spliced from 2 exons. The coding region runs from base 72 to 515 and encodes 147 amino acids.
CCGCCGCAUCCGAUCGACUAACUCUGCAAUCUGCAUGUUUCAGAAGCCCAACGGCGGCCCACGGCACCAAAAUGGCGCCAAUUUUGAAGAAGGGGCUUUGCUGCCUCAGCCUGCGGACGUGCGCGCUCAUUCUCGGCGUAAUAACCUUGGUGCAGAACCUCAUCUCGCUCUCCAUGUUCGUGGUGAGCCUGGAGCACUGGCUGAGCGAGGACGACUACCACCACUUCAAUCACACGGGCCUCGCGCUGGACCACGAGCACCCGGACAACGCGCCGCUGGGUCUGCCGCCAGGGCUACCGCCGGGGAUCCACGAUCUGCUGGCCAACGCCAGCCUGGGCUUGGCUCACCCCGGCCUUGGCGGCGACAAGGACGUGGACGUGCACAUGUUCGCCCACCCGGACGAGGACUACUACGACGGCUUCGGUGACUCUGAGGCCGCGGAGACGCUGCUGGACAGAAAUCCUCACCGUGAGUUUAUUUUGGAAUACAGGUCGGCCCGCAGACUCGUGCUUUAAAUUUUUGUAGCAAUGCUGUACCGCAUGCGCGUGUGUGUGCGGGUUGCCAUCCCGCUAGGCGCGAUAGGCGUCGGCGUCAUGGCUAGUGGCAGUAGUACAGCACGCCGUCCACCGGCUCGCGACCGGACGGGAAGGUCAUGGCAGUGACA